This is a messenger RNA of Ilex paraguariensis (yerba mate), 423 nucleotides long. The record is from the annotation of a GenBank genome assembly. Lineage: Eukaryota; Viridiplantae; Streptophyta; Magnoliopsida; Aquifoliales; Aquifoliaceae.
AUGCCUCGGGGACUCAUUAGGCUUCCCUUGGUCCCAGUUGGUCGGGCUUUUAGCAAAUGCUCUUCUGUAUCAAGUUUUAGAUUUUCCCAGACUGAAAACUACAAAAAUGCUGAUUUGAAGAUCGCUUUUUACAGUGGAAACCAAGGAGAUGGUGACCCAUUUGAAGGCCCAGGUGGAAUCUUGGCCCAUGCUUUUGCACCAACUGAUGGGAGGCUUCACUUUGAUGCUGAUGAGAGGUGGUCCGACGGUGUGGUUCUUGGAUCAAUUAACUUAGAGUCUAUGGCUCUGCAUGAAAUUGAUCACCUUUUGGGACUUGGGCAUAGCUCAGUUAAUGAAGCUAUUAUGUUUCCAACCAUUCCACCCGGUGUGAGCAAAAACCUAGCUUCAGAUGAUAUUAAAGGACUUAAGGAUUUAUAUUCUUGA